AUGAGUAGAGAAAAUGUGGAGUUAUUUAUAAAAAUUGAUGAUGGUGUGCAUACUUCAAUGAAAAUGAAAAUUAUGAUAAUAUUCUCGAUGAAAUUGCUGAAAGAAGUCUGCAAAAUGAAGAGAGCGAUGACGAUGACAAUGUUCAGCCGGUCAAAAUUACUACAAGAGAAGCAGAAAAGUGCAUUGAUCAGCUUAGACUAUAUUUUAUGCAAAAUGAAAAAGGAAAUACACCAACAACUUCGCUAG
Messenger RNA from Macrosiphum euphorbiae (potato aphid), 246 nucleotides. The record is from the annotation of a GenBank genome assembly. Lineage: Eukaryota; Metazoa; Arthropoda; Insecta; Hemiptera; Aphididae.